AUGAAACCCGCCACCUCUUCCCUGCGACAUCUGAGCUCCGCGCCACGAGCGCACCUCUUCAGCCACCGUUGCCCGUGCCGAUGCCGCCGAAUCAGCACCACCGCCUCUCUCCGCAGUGCCUCCUCCAGAUCUUCCUCCUCCCCUUCACCGGCGCAGCCCAGCGCGUUCAGCUUCGGCGGGCCCGCCCCGCCCCGUCUGCCGAAAGAAGAACAGGAAAUCUUCGAAUCUCUCCAGCGCGCCUCCACCGGCGCCUUUUCUACGCCCCGCGCGCCGCCGCGUAUCAACCAGUCGCCGGACUUGUCGGACGCCGAGGCGGUCGAUGCACAGGCGACGGUCGAGGCGAGGGUGGACAAGAUCCAGACUGGCAUCAAGGAUGGCGAACGCACCGUGACCUCCAGCUCCGACGACAAGUCUGGCUCGGAAAGCCUGCAUGGUCGUGUGAGUGUCAUCGAGGCCGCAGGGAGAGGCGAGGAACUACAUCCCAACGUGGUCAGGGGUGCGGAGCCCGAGUUCGAGGGCGAUGUCAAUCCCAAGACGGGAGAAGUGGGAGGACCGAAAAAUGAACCUUUGAGAUGGGGGCCUGCGGGUGAAUGGACGUAUAACGGCAGAACCACAGACUUUUAG
Capronia epimyces CBS 606.96 is the source of this 624-nucleotide messenger RNA. RefSeq lists its product as uncharacterized. Gene Ontology annotation, biological process: mitochondrial respiratory chain complex II assembly. The transcript has a single exon. The record is from RefSeq and is a predicted model, not a curated record. The coding region runs from base 1 to 624 and encodes 207 amino acids. NCBI's taxonomy places the organism in Eukaryota, Fungi, Ascomycota, Eurotiomycetes, Chaetothyriales, Herpotrichiellaceae. Gene Ontology annotation, cellular component: mitochondrion.